Molecule: messenger RNA, 669 nt
Organism: Ylistrum balloti
Lineage: Eukaryota; Metazoa; Mollusca; Bivalvia; Pectinida; Pectinidae
Product: cholinesterase-like
Exons: 5
Coding region: 1-669 (222 amino acids)
Biological process (GO): choline metabolic process; acetylcholine catabolic process
Cellular component (GO): plasma membrane
Molecular function (GO): acetylcholinesterase activity
Source: RefSeq, a predicted model, not a curated record
AUGGCGGGUAUUACGCGCACCUCACGGAAAGAAAUUGCUUACAGGGGAACUGUGCCAUGGUCUUUUGAUGGCGUCGUUAACUUCACCUCGUCAGAAUAUCCUAAUGGGGCAAUAUUUUGUACAUCAUGUGGUGAUUUUGCCUUUAAGUGUCCCGUUAUAGAAUACGCCCAGGAGUUUAGUCGUUCACGACGAGGUUCUCCCCAAGUGUUUAUGUACAGCUUCGAGCAUCGCUCCCUAACGAACCCCUGGCCCUCCUGGACUGGUGUACUACAUGGAGAUGAGAUCGAGUACGUUUUUGCCGUCCCAGUCAAUGAUCACAGACGAUCUUCCGAGGAACGUCAGCUCAGCAUUGCUAUGGUGGAAUACUGGACCAACUUCGCAAAAUAUGGUGACCCCGGAAACGGAAACAGAGCGACACGUUGGCCUGAAUACACGUACGACACCCAAGAAUAUAUCAUACUAAAACCCGGUCCGGUUUUUGAUGUUAAGUCCGGACUCCGGUAUAAGCAGUGUGCCUACUGGACAAACUUCUACCCGAAACUUAAAAAGGCCAUAGAUGACGAAUUUAGAGAAGGUUGUGUGUCUGGAACAACACCCAUGACGUCACAUUUCGCUGUAUAUACUGUGCUAGUUUGUCUAACCUAUGUCACCGUCCUCUUCCAAAGCUAA